Molecule: messenger RNA, 2436 nt
Organism: Vanrija pseudolonga
Lineage: Eukaryota; Fungi; Basidiomycota; Tremellomycetes; Trichosporonales; Trichosporonaceae
Exons: 1
Coding region: 1-2436 (811 amino acids)
Source: RefSeq, a predicted model, not a curated record
AUGUGCCCGCCACCACUACCACCACCACCACAAGGAUACGGGGGAUACGCGCCUCCUCCUCCGACGGGAGCUGGAUACCCCCCGCCCCCUCCUGGAAGCUACGCGCACCUCCCACCGCCGCCGGGGUCGUACGCUCACUUGCCGCCUCCCCCGCCCGGCGCAGGAGGGGGGUACGCGCACCUCCCGCCUCCUCCUCCUGGGCAGGGGUACGCUCCCCCGCCACCUCAGUACAGCGGGUACGCACCACCACCUCAGCAGCACGGGUACGCACCGCCCCCUCAGCCGUUCGUGGAACCACCUCGCUUGCCUCCAGUUUACGGCGCACCGCCGCCCCCGGACGACAUUCGCGCCGCGGCCGCGGCAGCGGCCACUGAGCCACCGCAUGUCCCAGGCAGGCCGUACCAUCAUACCGGGAUAAGCCAGGCCCCUCCCCCCGAGUCGUCGCCGGUCGGCGCGGCUCGUCCUCCUCCGCCUGUUCCUUCCGGUCGGCCAGGCGAUGCGCGCUCGCCCCCACCUCCGCCGGGUGCGGCGUCUCGCUCGCCACCUCCCCCUCCUCCGCCUCGACAGACACCCCCAGUACCCCCUCCGACGGCUCGCAACGUCAACGCGCCGAUCGCGAGUGCCUCACCACCUCCGGUACCUCGCGCAGCCCCAGUCGACGCCCUCGCGACCCAGCUCGGCGGCGUACACCUCGCUCCCAACCUCCCACCCCUCGACGCCGAGGACCCGCUCAAGCCCCUCCCCGUGCUGCGCGAGUCUGGGCCGGCAGUCGAGAUCCCCUUCGACUGCUCCCAGGACCGUAUCGUCGACUACCCGACAUGGUGGUACCAUCUCACGAGUGCCUCGGAGUCGACGCUGAUGUGUGCGUACUGCCACGAGAGGCAUGUGGCACGCUCGCCGCUGGUUACAUCGUUCCAGAAGGUUCACAGGCCGCAGGGAGUCUGCGUGUUCUUCAACACGCGCGUCGCCAAGGUCCUGUUGCCUACUGCCCGUGCGAGCGGGGACGCGGCCGAGCUGACGGCGUACUUUGCGAAACGCGAGAAGAUACCCGCGUGCGGCUCGGACUCGCCGCAGAAACGCUGGUUCCAGGCCGCUGGGUCGAGCAUCGUGGUAUGUGAAGCAUGCUUCGAAGACACGGCGUCCGCGUCGCCUUGGAAGACGAGAUUCUCACCUACAACCCCGUCAAACCCGAACCCGACCUGCGCGCUGGGCUACGCCUACACGGAGCGUGUGUACCUCAAGCUCCAACGCGCCCCAGGCGGAUGGGAGCAGUGGCUCGCAGCGGCCAACCUCCGCCCGCAGCUGCCCAUCUGCGACGGCAAGUUCGUGCCACACACCAGCCGCAACUGGUACACUACGCGCCGGCCGAUCCACGGGUUUGUGGCGUGCGAGACAUGCUACCGCGACUUUGUGGCACUCUCGCGCUUCGACUCCGAGUUCAUCCCCAACCCUCCCAACAACGGCGCGCCAGGCGAGUGGGGAUGCGACUUUACCUCGCUGCAGAUCAAGAUGGCCUAUGUAACAGUGUACGCUCACCACCCGUUCGCCGUGUGGUGGACGGCCGCGAGCAACAUUGUCGCCAUCGACCAGGCUGCGGCAAGUGGCAAUGCAACGCCGUGGUUCGGCCUCAAGGCGGGAUCAGACUUUGCCUGCUGUGCCAAGUGCCACGCCGCCACGCUCACCCCACUCGGCCUCGCGCCGUUCUUUGUCCAGCGACACGUCCCGCAGGGGGUCACGCCAACAUGCGACCUCUGUCCUGGUCCCCGGAUGGCAAUGUUCGCCCCGCGCCUCCUCGAGGCGAUGGAGACGGGCGUGUGGGCUGCCUUCUCCGGGCCCGCUGCACGCCUGUCCAACGUCCCCGCCUGCCCCAAGCGCCAGGGGCUCGAAAAUGCCACUUGGUACGGGUUCCCAGAGCACGAGCUGUCCAUCUGCCCCGAGUGCUGGGAGAGUUUCGGCAGCCGUACUGCACUAGCGAGUCGCGUCACAGCGCGCGGUGUCCGCCGACCCGGAACGACCAUCUGCUCGCUGUACUCGCCGCGCAUGCGCCAGAAGUGGAUCGACGCAGGCAAGAGCGCGUCGCCGUCGGCCCUCACCGACCUGUUUGCCUUCUCGAAAGCCCGCACGCAGGUGUGGGCGCGCACCAUGCCGCGUUGGGACGCGCUCCUAGCCUUGCAGAAGCAGAAGCUGGCGCAGGCGCAGCAGUCGGCGACGCUCGCGGUGCUGUACAACGGCAUGAACAACGUCGUGUCGGCGUCGAGCGCGUACGGGACCGGAUACCUCCACGGCGGGGGCAGCUUGGGCUGGCACGACACGGUCAUGGGCGCCCAGGCGGCCGGGUUCAACCAGGACAUGGACGCGCAGAACGCUGCUGUCGCGGCGCCCGGGACGUGGGGGGAGAUGGCGGCGCUCGAGCGGCAGUGGACGACCGUGGAGUGA